Molecule: messenger RNA, 1610 nt
Organism: Drosophila grimshawi
Lineage: Eukaryota; Metazoa; Arthropoda; Insecta; Diptera; Drosophilidae
Exons: 3
Coding region: 11-1606 (531 amino acids)
Biological process (GO): lipid metabolic process
Molecular function (GO): lipase activity
Source: RefSeq, a predicted model, not a curated record
GCAAAAGACAAUGCGACUGCUUUGGCUGCUGUUCAUUUGCCAGUCAGUUUGUUUGUGGAACACUGCAGCGAAACUGCAAAAGGCCAAACCUAGAGGCGGACUACAACAUGAAUCCAACAUGCAGGAGAUGGAUGAGUCAAACCACUCCUAUGCUGAUUACAGAGCACAGCAGGUUGUUGAUGCAGACAACAAUCAAUUGCGGGCGGAGGAGGAUGUCGAGGAGGAUACACAAGAGAUAGGGGCAAGUGCAAAGCAGAUACCCGCAGUGCAAGUAAAAGUGACAAAUGAAGUGGAAAGUGCCAUGAUGAUGAUGAUGAGGGCGACAGAAGUUGAGGAAAAGCAGCAACUGCAACAACCCAAUGGCAAUGGGCAGGACGAAAAGGACAGACCAGAUAUACAUAAUGUAAUGGCCGGCGACGAGGGCGUGAACGUGGGCGUUGGCCUAAUGAGCCCCAAUGCGCUGCCAAUAUCGGAAAGGCAUAAUUUUGACGACGACAACAACAACAACAAAAGCAAUAAUAACAGCAGCAGCAGCAACGCUGGCCAAAUGGUUGGCGAUGAGCAACUAUUGCGAUUGCAGGACUACAAUUUACUGUACAAUGCCGAACGGCAGACAUACUUUCAACUGCACUCGUGCAAUGACCAUCCUCCAAUGAAUAGGCCGUCCUUGUCGAGUGGUAAUCGACUGUUGCAGCAGGUCGUUGGCAAUACGCUGAGUGCCGCAUUUGGCCUGAAUGCGAAUGCGGUGAGGCCUACAGCCAUGCAGCAGAUGACCACACAAACAGUGCGGCUCUAUGAUGCCGUCUCGUUGCGACAGUCCCGCUUCAAUCCCUUCAAUCCCACGCGCAUCAUCAUACAUGGCUGGCUGGGCAAUGCAUAUGCGAACAUUUAUAGUUAUUUGGUGCCGGCCUAUUUGAGUCUGGACGAUGGCAAUUACAACAUAUUCACCGUGGACUGGGGUCGUGGUGCCAUAGCGGACUAUAUAACAGCCAGUUAUAGGGUGAAGCCUGUGGGUCAAGUUCUGGCCAAGUUUCUGGAUUUUCUGCACAAGGAGGCGGGCAUGCGGUUUGAGGAUCUGCAGCUGAUUGGCUUUAGCAUGGGCGCCCAUGUGGCUGGUCUUGCCUCGAAGCACGUGCUGACGGGUCGUGUGCGUGUGAUUCGUGCCCUAGAUCCGGCACAGCCCUUCUUCCGUUACGCACAGGAGCGGGAGCGAUUGGAUAAGGGGGAUGCGUACUAUGUGGAGGUGCUGCACACAAGCGUCGGCAGCUACGGCUUCGAUCGCCCGCUGGGCCAUGUGGAUUUCUAUGCCAAUUGGGGCAGCCAGCAGCCGGGCUGCUUCUGGCACGAGUGCAGCCACUGGCGUGCCUUUGCGCUCUUCAAGGAGAGCCUGGAGGCUCGGGGUGCUGCCUUCGAGGCCAAGGGUUGUCUGCCCAGUGCCUGGCAGGAGUUGAUACGCUACAAGCGUUGCACGCAACCAACGGGACAGCGUCUUCAUAUGGGCGGUGAUUUGGGCGCAUUAUCAAUGCAGCAGUUGACGCAACGUGAGGGCGUUUAUUAUUUUGAGACCCCAGCAAAACCGCCCUACGCUACACUCAAAAAAACAUGAAAUG